CAGCGUUUGCGUAUAGUUUCAGGGCCGAUCGUGAAGAAGUCGUCUUCGAUGAGUGAGGAUUCGUCAUCUGACAUGAUGGAGCUGGACGAGAGCGCUCUGGUGACUGAUCCGCAUCUGGAGUCCAACCUGAGGCGGCUGCAGGAGGAGGAGCGCCUUCUCCUGGAACAACAGGCCACCAUGGAAGCCGGCAACUCUGAUGACAUCGCCGCUCUGGAAACCCAGGAUGCUCUGCGCCUCAACCAGCUGCAGCAACAAGAGCUGCACCGCCAGCAGAACCUGCAGGCGCAGCGCAUCGCCCGCUACCAGCAGCAGCUGACGCAGGAGGGCGCGUCGCACGGCCACGGCCACGGCCACGGCCACAGCCACGGCCACGGCCACUACGCCGGACGCCGCGACGGGCCGCGCCGCCGCGCCGCCUGCACCGUGCGCGUCAACAACCUGCAUGCCGCAGAAGCCAUCGAGACAGAUGUCUGA
This is a messenger RNA of Ostrinia nubilalis (European corn borer), 474 nucleotides long. RefSeq lists its product as uncharacterized. Lineage: Eukaryota; Metazoa; Arthropoda; Insecta; Lepidoptera; Crambidae. The record is from RefSeq and is a predicted model, not a curated record. The coding region runs from base 49 to 474 and encodes 141 amino acids. The transcript is spliced from 2 exons.